Podarcis lilfordi (Lilford's wall lizard) is the source of this 2982-nucleotide messenger RNA. NCBI's taxonomy places the organism in Eukaryota, Metazoa, Chordata, Lepidosauria, Squamata, Lacertidae. The record is from the annotation of a GenBank genome assembly.
AUGUGGGGCCAAGCACUUCUCAUAAGAGCUCUGUGUCCUCAGUUGCACUGGAGGACCAGUCCGGCAUUAUGCAUCAAUACCUACUACUCUCUUACCAGGGUAAGUUGGUCUAACACAAGGCACAGCCAUCUCUCAACCGUGUGUACAUGAGAGAGGAGGAGAGGGAGAGUGUGCCUAAUAAGCUAAUUUAUGCUAAUUGCAUAGAUGGAUCUGCGUAUUUAUAUCCCACAGGAGUUCCCCAAGUUCCUAAGUUCGGUCAUUGGAACCCAAAAAGAAGCAGCAGGAAGGCUGAACACCCCACACGCUGCCUAGGAUGGCAGCCCCGCUUCUUGUACCGUCUCAGUAACGCUCUCCUUCUCUGACAGGUUGAGGUGUUGCUGGAGGCCUUCUACAAGAUCACCCAGGGCCCUACAAUGGAGGGCAGAAAAGUAGACAUCUGCACUUUCUCCAUUUAGUUUGCCAUCACCCAGAGAAAGUGGCAGAGUACCUCUUCCAGUUCCGUAUUGGGUGUGGGGCACUCAAGCUUCUACCGGCCUAAGAGAGAUGUUGGGAAUCUGUAGGGCUUGCUCAGAAAGUAACUCUCUCCCUGAGUGUGGGGGCCAGGUAGCUGGAGAACCCCACUCCCCACAGUGUCAGGAACCAUUCUCCAAAUCUCUUCCUCCCCAGCUAAUGUACUUCCUCAUGGCAACGGACAGAGGUUUGGGGGAGGUUCUUGCAGUGGUACCAUAGAACGAGCUGGAACGAGCGAUGUGAGGCUGAGCACUCCUCUUAAGAGCUCCCUGUCUCCUCAAUUCCACUGGAGGACCAGUUCCAGAAUUGUCCCAUCAAUAAUUGCUGCCCUCUUGCCAGUGUAAGUUGGUCUCGCACAAGGUACAGCCAUCUCUCAACCCACGUGUGUGCAUGAGAGAGGGGGAGAGGGAGUUCCCCAAGUUCCCAGGUCCUGUCAUUGGAACCCCAAAAAUAGAAGCAGGAAGGCUGAACACCCCACGGGGUAGGAUGGCAGCCCUACUUCUUGUACUGUCUCAGUAACCCUCUCCUUCUCUGACAGGUUGAGGUGCUGCUGGAGGCCUUCUACAAGAUCACCCAGGGGCCUACAGUGGAGGGCAGAAACAUGGCCGUCUUCGCUUUCUCUAUCUUGUCGCACCACCACCUGGCGAAAGUGGUUCAGUAUCUCCUCCAGUUUCCCUUUGGGUAUGGAGCCCUCCAGGUUCUACUGGGCUAAGGGAAAGGUUAGGAAUCUGCAGGGCUUACUCAGAAAGCCCUUGCUGCCAUUUCUUCUUUCUGUUGCAUGGCAGCAAGCAGAAGACUUGAAUCUGACCAUUGCUCUUGUUUUUGCAUUCACAGAGACUGCCAGAGAAUAUGGAAGGAGGUUUUGGCAUCGGCUGACCAACAACAACUACUCCAUCUGAUGGCUGAGCAACUGCAUCUGGGGCCCUUGGUGGAGUCUUCCACUGCUGUGGUAAGAACAAAGAACCUCGUAAUAUUUAGGGCUUUCUGUAUUCUGCAGUUCAGUAGGAGCAGAGAAAAGAAAAGCCCCAAAAGAUGAUGUUGCCACAGAAUUCCACACACACAUAUAUGCAAAGUACAUCUUGAAAAAGGCCAGCUUUCGUUUAGGAAAAAGCCAGAAACAAAACACACCUGAAUCUACUACCCCAUGAUAAAGGGAUGGAAGGAAGGAAUAAAGAGAUGUGUGAAGGAAGGGGCUUCUUCCAGAUGUCUAAGCAACACCCAAUCAAAGCUGCUCUGCUAUUUACUUGAGGGAGAACUGCAACUCUGCUCCCAGACUUCUCCAUGGCCAUGGGGCCAGUCCCCCUUUCCCCAACCCCAAAUGUUGGUGAUGGGUUAUUUACAUCCAGAGUCGGGACCUUUUUGUGUGGGUGAGGGGAAGGGUUUAAUAUUUCUUCUACCCGAUUAUUGGGCCACAGGAAAUUGCCUUAUACUGAGUCAGACACUUGGUCCAUCUCCUUCAGUAUUGUCAGGACAAACUGGCAGUGACUCUCCAGGAUUUCAGGCAGUGCUUUGCAGAGCCUGCCAGGGACUGAACCUGGGGCCUUCUGCAGUGUCGUAAGAGAGAUGGUCAGAGAAGAGAAUAAAGGAAUAAUUGUUUCUUUCAGCGGCAUGGCAAGUGCUCUACCACUGAGUUAUGGCUUCUUCCUAAAGGGGCUAGGAUGCCCCCCCCUCCAUGAUGCAGUGGGGGGUUAUAAGAACAGAUAUACAGUCCAUGCUAUUCUGUUCAUGAUGACAUGCUGAGAUGCCCCAUAAAACAUGAGGGAACAAUCCAGUUCAGGGUAAAGUAAUGCAGGGAAAGUGACUUGUACCUCUCUCUCUUCCAGCAAAAUUUGACCAGCCUGUUGCACGCCAUCCUCAGGAUGGAGGAAUACAAGGCAGCUGUGUGCCAGCACUUCCCACAGCUGUUGAUCGCUCUCCGGAAGCUAGUCCGAAGAAAGACACUAUGAGAUCUUUCCGACCUCCUACAGAAUAUUCAGGAAUAUGUGAGCUACAGAAGGGAAGCAUUGCAGCCAUGCAGAUAUGUCAAAGCCUUCAGGCUGCCCCUUCUAGGCCCACCCUGCAAGGUGCCCUGGACACAAUCAGGCGUCUGAGCGCAUUAGCAAUCUAGAGAACGGAGUUGAGCCAUAGUACAGCUGAUCCUAGCGGGCUUUGCCCUUGGCAUGGAUCAGCUGAUAGGUGCAGAUUGCAAGCCUUCUUUCGGCAGGAAUUGGCUGCAUUCUGGGAUUCCUCUAGCUCCAAGGAGGAUCUAGUUAGUGGUACCAAAAGCCAGCAGGCUCAGGACCACCUAGGAGGCGGUUGACCAGCUUCAGUUGGACUGCAGGAUUCAGAGCCUUGUUGGGGCAUGGGCUACUGAGGAGCUGCUCUCAAGGGCAUCCCAGCGUUGGGUACUGUGAGUGAGACCCUAACUCACUCUUUGGCUUUCCUUUGCAGAGACACUGGAAUGAACAAUGUGGGGCCAAGCACUUCUCAUAA